AACUUACUCACAACGACGGCGCCGAGGUCCAUACUUACGAACGAGAAACUGUGGACGGCUGGUUUUAGGAGCCUCGCCCCAAAUGGCUAAUAAGGGUUGCCGCGUCUAGUGUGACUGUGUGGCUGAGAUUUCCCACGCAUACAGUCAGUGCAUGAAUCACGUUGCGCGCAUAUCCAUCCUGCGGUGCGCGUCUUAAAUUGUGCCACUUCUUUGACAGCCUCACUUGCGACUUCCACUAUAUCGUGCCCAUUCACAGAUAUGCUCCCUGUUGAGCUGCUUUAUGUCAUCAUCUUCUACUUCGUCGACAGCCGCACGCCAGGCAGAACGAGCAGCCUGGCUCGCGAUAAAGGGUACCCUUGGCGCCCCGUUGUAGCAAUAAAACCAGAGUGGCAUGAAGUCCAACCUCUCACUUUGGUGUCCAAGGUCUUCCGCGAAAUUGUCUUGGAGGCUUGGUUUCAGACCUACGUAAUGUAUAUCCCCAAACUCCACUUGAGUGAAGAGUGGUUGUCUACCAUCCCUGGCGUGGUAUCUUGGACAAGGAUUCUGCAUUGUAUCGUUCCCUACCAAAUGAUCGGCGGAGUGGCGAACGGCUUCUUUAAUUCGGAGAUGGAUCUCACCAUGUUUACUCAUCUCCGCAAAGUACAAUUCGACGCGCAUCCCUACGAGGAUGCAUAUGUCGCAACCCGGACGCUCAGGCUGGGGAUAGUACUUCCGACGGUGCUUGAAUUCGAGUUGCGCUAUCAUUUGCGGCCGAGUCCGGACCAACUCGUUCACAUGCCAAACGUGUUCCCUAAUCUCCAAGUACUCGACCUUCAUCAAGAACGGGCAUGGUGUAGCCUUUGCGACACGUGUAAUAUAUUGCAUCUCGAUCAAGUUCCACCAUCAUCCGUGACAUACAACAACGGCGACGGACUCCCGAAACUGUACAACCGCCACUUGGCAUCCCUACCUCAUCUGCGCACAGUACGCCUGAGCGCGGCAUAUACUCUUGACGGGGAAGUUUGCCUGCAGGAACUGAGCACGCCAUGGCGAGGCGAGUGCGGAGAGUGCACUGCACGCUUCCUCACCGAUGAGGACUUCACGCCAGAGUGGGAAGCUCAAAAUAAAGCCGAGCCGCAUCCGCCCUCCCUACGCGAAGUGGUCUGGACGUUUGCUCCCGCUACGCAGGAAGCACUGGACGCUGAAAGUGGAAGUGAUAGUGAGGACGGGCCAAGUAGUUCCGAGGAUAAUGACGAUGAAUUUGGGGAGAGCGAUUUGGAUGGCGACGGAGAGAGCGAUCCCGACGUUGACGACGGGGAGAGCGAUUUGGAUGUCGACGAGGAGGAAAGCGAAUCCGAUAUUGACGAGGAGGAGAGCGAACCCGAUGUUGACGAGGAGAGCGACCCCGAUGUCGACAACGACGAGAGUGAUCCCGAUGUCAAUGACGAGGAGAGCGAACCCAAUGUCAAUGCCGAGGAGAGCGAACCCGAUGUGGAUGACGAAGAGAGCGAUCUCGUCGAUCUCGAUGACAGUGAAGUGGAUGCGGACAGCAUUGAAGAUGACGAGGCAGAAGCCAGCGAUGACGGUGACAGUGAAGAGGACAGCUUUGGAAGUGAUGUAUGACAUAGAAAUGUGAGGUACGUGGGAUAAUAGAGGAUAUCGGUGAAGUACUUCAAUGCUGCAUCUACGCACAGUGCGCGUGGACAUGAACUGCGCGCUGGAUGGAUCCAUCAGCCUGCAAGACUUGGAUCUUGAAGAUGCUAUCAGAACUCAGGUGAGUU
Fomitopsis serialis is the source of this 1760-nucleotide messenger RNA. RefSeq lists its product as uncharacterized. The transcript is spliced from 4 exons. The coding region runs from base 259 to 1602 and encodes 447 amino acids. The record is from RefSeq and is a predicted model, not a curated record. NCBI's taxonomy places the organism in Eukaryota, Fungi, Basidiomycota, Agaricomycetes, Polyporales, Fomitopsidaceae.